AUGUAAGUAUUAAUUCAUGCUUUAUCUAAUUAUGCUGACCCUUUAAAGAGACCUAAUGAAAUUAAAGCUUAAAUUUCUGAAGCUUUAGAGUAAAUAAAGUUUUUUGCUGAAUUCUUAAGAGGUGAAAAAAUAAAAUAAAAUGCUCGACAUUUACUUUUAGAAUUUUCUAAUUAUUUAUCUCUAGAAACUUUCAAAAGUGGAGAAAUAAUUUGUAGAGAGGGUGAUAAAGGAGAUAAGUAAAUUAAUUUUUUAUCAUAUAGAUUUUAUAUUAUACUUUAAGGUAAUGUAGGUGUAUACAGAAAAAAUAUUAAUUCGAAUUAUGAACCAAAUUCUGCAUUGUCAGAAUCAAUUUUUAUGGACUAAAAUGUAAAGAUAGGUCACCUCAAAGAAGGUGAAACUUUUGGUGAAUUGGCUCUCUCAUUAAAUAAGCCUCGUUUUGCUACUAUUAAAGCACAAUCCUCAACAGUUAUUCUUUGUAGUUUAAGUAAAGACAAUUAUGCAAAAAUGACUAAUGUAAUUUAAUUAUUUAGAAUUUAGUAUAUGUAAAGAGAAUUAAAUUUGAAAACCAAUGCUUUGGCUACUUUAUUUCCAAAAUUAUCCCAAAAUUCUUUGAUUCGUCUUGCUUAUCUUUUGUAAAUUCAAAUCUUCCCCAAAAAUCAUUGCAUUUAUAAAUAGGGAGAAAUUGCUUCUGGGUUCUACAUUCUUUCUGAUGGUGAAGUUAAAUUAGAAUAAAUUUGCAAAAAUUCUACUUAAAUAUAUAUACCAAUUAUGGUAUUAACACCUGGAAGUCUUUUUGGAGUAUAAAAUGUCUUAAAGAAUUAACCAUAUGAUAAUUAAGCUAUUUGUUUAACUUAAAAGGUUACUGUAUACAAAUUUACAUGUGAAUCUUUUGAAUAACUUGGAGAUGAUUAUAGUAAAAAAGCUUUAUAGGCAGCAGAAAGAACUUGUAGAAGAGAACCUAAAAUAUAAAGUUUAUAAUUGGUUUAUUAACCUGAAAUAAGUAAUUAUAUUUAAUGAUUUUUUGAAAUUAGCAUAAGAGAACUUGAUGAAUAGAAUAAAUAAAAUCCUAAAAAAUAAAGAACAAUUAAAUCUUGUGGAAAACAAUAAGAAAAUUGUAGAAAGUUAAGAUCAAAUAUUAUAUAAAAUUAGAUUACUUUUAGAAACCCAUUUUUUACUGAUUUAGAUGCUGAUAAUUUCAAAUAAAUAAAAAAGAUAUCAAUUGAAUAGAUCAAAUAAGCUGAUGUUAAAAAGUAAUAAUAUUUAAUAAAUAAUACUUAGAUAUAAUUAAUAAUUUGCAAUUAAAAAUUAUUUUGAACCAAUAGAAAUAGCUCCAAUCUUAGAUUCAAUAAAAAGAUAGAAGAAUGCAAAAUGUUUAAGUUUUGCUUCAAUUAGAGAAAAUACAGCAAAUUAAACAUCCAUGUACUCAUAUCCAGCAAGUGGAUAUAAUACUGCGAGAGUAUUAACAUUACCAUCCCCAAGUCAUACUAGACAUACAUCUCAUUCAAAAAAAAGUAGAUUUUGA
Molecule: messenger RNA, 1522 nt
Organism: Paramecium pentaurelia
Lineage: Eukaryota; Ciliophora; Oligohymenophorea; Peniculida; Parameciidae
Source: the annotation of a GenBank genome assembly